Messenger RNA from Eucalyptus grandis, 369 nucleotides. RefSeq names its product E3 ubiquitin-protein ligase RNF181. The record is from RefSeq and is a predicted model, not a curated record. Bases 1 to 369 code for a protein of 122 amino acids. NCBI's taxonomy places the organism in Eukaryota, Viridiplantae, Streptophyta, Magnoliopsida, Myrtales, Myrtaceae. The transcript has a single exon.
AUGUUUCGGGCAUUGGGUAAUGGCCAUGGAGGGUUUGACAUGAACAUAAAUUUGGCAUUAGCCACCAGAGAUGAAGUUGAAAUGGAAGACACUGAGGAAGCCUCAAUUGGAGGAUACAAGUCAAAUCCCAACCAAGUCACGCGGGGCGUCUCUAGAGGCACCAUUGAAAAGCUCGAGCGGAAGAGCUACUCUGUUGGGGAAGCUGAUGGAUGCUGUUCUAUUUGUUUAGAGGAACUAGAUGAGAAAUAUAGAGUGAAGGAGAUAUCAUGUUCGCACCUAUUGCACAAUAGGUGCAUUGUCAAGUGGCUCGAGAGGAAUAAUUCGCGUCCAUUAUGUCGUGGCAAAGUACAAGUACAAGAUUCAGAGUAG